Andrographis paniculata is the source of this 834-nucleotide messenger RNA. RefSeq names its product protein DCL homolog, chloroplastic. Bases 63 to 665 code for a protein of 200 amino acids. The transcript has 3 exons. Gene Ontology annotation, cellular component: chloroplast. Lineage: Eukaryota; Viridiplantae; Streptophyta; Magnoliopsida; Lamiales; Acanthaceae. Gene Ontology annotation, biological process: chloroplast organization; chloroplast rRNA processing. The record is from RefSeq and is a predicted model, not a curated record.
AUUGAAUAGGUUUUGAUGGUUAAGGCCGAGCCGCUAAACACACGGCCGCAAAUUUUCACUCCAUGGCCGCUCCACCGCUCCUCAGAGCUCUGCCUCUCCUCCGCCGCCGCCUCUUCUACCACCACAAUUAUUUACGUCUCACAAAUGCCUCGGUAGUUCGUAGAUCCUUUUGCGGCGCGGCCGCCGAUUCAACUGCGGAUGACCAGAAAACUCCAUCUCCUGCUCAGAGUACAUCCACAAAAACAAACGAAGACACGCCUUAUUUUCGGAGAUGGGAGGACAAUCCAGAUUUUCGGAAAUGGAAGGACAAAGAAGCUGAGAUACUUGAAGAUAUUGACCCGAUUAUUUGCCUUACGAAGGAAAUUCUUCAUUCUGAUAGAUACAAGAAUGGAGAACGUCUUACCCCUGAUGAUGAGAAAGUUGUGGUGGAUCAGCUUCUUGCAUAUCACCCUCAUUCUGAAGAUAAGAUUGGAUGCGGACUAGAUUCAAUUAUGGUGGACAGGCAUCCUCAAUUCAGCAAAUCAAGGUGCCUUUUUGUCGUAAGAACAGAUGGGGGAUGGAUAGACUUUUCUUACCAGAAGUGUCUUCGGGCCUACAUCCGAGCUAAGUAUCCUUCUCAUGCUGAAAGAUUUAUAAAAGAACAUUUUAAGCGAGGCAGUAGUUGAAUUGAUAUCAUACAUGAGCCUCAUGAGACGCCUAUCGUUGAUUUGGGCUAAUCUAAUAUGAAAUUUAAGUCGAAAGUAAGUCGAGUAACAAAUUUUGUCGUGCCUGUGGCCUGUGGGUGGAUAGAUUUCAUGUUUGCCAAUGGAAUAUAUAGAAGUGUACGCAGUAUUA